GUAACAAUAUUAUACACGUAAUAAAAUAUAUAUACGUAUAUAUUAUAGUCGUAAUAUUUUUAUUUUUUUUUUUAUUUUUUUACCGUUCCCCCCACGCCGGACGAUUGCGCCGCCGCCGCAUCAGUAUCUUUACGGACGCUCUGCCCGAUAGCGAAGAGGCUCUCCCGUACGCGUCGUUGUUCCGUCGCGUGUAACAGGUGGACAGUGUUCGGUUCACCGGGUCCCCGGCGCGUUUCGAUGUGCCCGACGUAAACGCGUACGCGUAUCCAGUCGAAUUCCGUUUUUCGCCGUUUACCCGCGCGCGGCACACUCGUUUCGGUGUGAUAUUGUUAUCGUCGCAUAUUUUUUUUUUUUAAAUUUUCUUGUUUUCUCGCUGUCCGACCGAACCCGCGCGAUUUCGACGAUUCGAAACCGACAAUCGUUUGUAUACCUACCUACACCGUCGGCGUGUACCCUAUAAUACCGCGACCAACGACAACACCGGCGGGACACCGCCGUUUUCGUGUUGCACGUAAUCGUAUUCAAAUAAUAAUAAUAAUAAUAAUAAAAAAAAAACAAACUAAUUUUUUUUCUAAAUUUACACACACAUAUUAUACAUUUAUGUUUUACGCGUUAUUGUUAUGUUCUUGAAUCGGAUUACCGAUCAGUCCAAAACUGGAGGGUAGCCGCAUAGAUAAAGGUGAGUGUUGUUUAUUAUUAAGUAAUAUGUUUAAUAAUAUUGUGACGUAGGUGCGUACCUAUGUGCGCGUAGAUUUAUGAAAUCCAAUAAAUAUGAAGGUUUAGAUAUGCGAAAGAUAAGCAACAAGUGUACAGGCAUACUAAAGUCGACCUGUACCUGUAUCGUAUAAUAUAAUUAAUAUCCGAGGGAAUAAACCGUUUCCCGCAGCAGUUAUCCGUCGUGCAUAUUAUCAAAGCCAUUAUUUCCAUUCAAGAAGAAUGGGGUGACUAAUAACUACAAUGUUCGGAAUAUAUUUUUACCUAGGCGGGUAUACGUUAUACGUUUUGUAUACAUACUUAUACACUGUUCCUAUACGUACCUAUACCUAUAAUCAUUGCCAGUACAAAAAAAAAAAAAAAAAAAAAGGAAAAAAAACCUACAAUCGCGAUCAUGAAAUUACACGAUGUCUAGAUAUAGUUCUCGUUAAAUAUUAUUACAUGGAAUUUUUCAACGUGCGCAUAAAAUCAGUAUAGAUAUAGUAGAUAGUACGUGAUUUGGUCGCAAAUUACUUGCAAACCAGUAUUCUGAGUUGUGAAACUUACGCAUUUUAUUAUACUUAUAGACGGUAUGUAUCUCAAUAAUACGUAACGUAUACUUAUGUACCUACCUAUGUAUGUGUAACGAUUUUUAUAUUUACAUGUUUUUCAUCAUUAUGUACGAUUAACAAUUUGUUUAUCAUAAUUUAAAUUGUGCGUUUGAACUGUCAAUUAUGUUUAAUAUGUAAGACGUAUCGAUUCUACGGAACGCUGUAUUAUACACUAUACAUACCUAGGUAUAAUAUCAUAAUUUUACCGCUAUUUUCAUACAAUAUUUCGUACGUUUGGGGGCUUAUAAAAUAUUCAAUUUUCGACUCACUAAUAUUUGUUCAGAACAAUGCUCUUUUGUUAGGAACCUACAAGAGUCCAAUGCCAACUGCAAUAAGCAGACGGUGUUCGUUUAUAUUUAAUAUUCUCGACUGUUGUCGCUAACAUUCGUCAGCGAUGAAUAUUGAACAGCCUCUAAGCGUACCUAUCUAGCUGUGUAUAUAUGUAUACACUAUACUCGUACAGUACCUACCAACAUGGUUUAUGAUUAUUCACACCAUAAAUCUCUGAAACACUCUGGACGCGUGUUUAGGGUUCACAAAACCCUUUAGAACACAUUAUACAACUAUCGUGAUGAGUAAUCACAAUAGAAGUAAAACCCUUUUCCUUGGACGGUGUCGUUUUUACAAGAGCCUAUAUAUUAUAAGACAUGACUUAGGCGAUAUAAAUAUAUAUAUAUAUAUAUAUAUGUAUGUGUACCUAUUUUUCGUGUUGAGCACUUUACAAAAAAAAAAAACCAUUUGUUCCAUUGUUAAAAGAUAUAGUCACCUACAACUAUUCUGUUAAAAAGGUAGGUAUUUAUAAUGUGUAUGUUUUUACACAAAUAUUUGUUUGUAUUGAAUUGUAUUGUGUUAAAUAACAAUAGUAAUUAGGUGGAUACAUAACUUAAGUGCUGCUACAAUAUUAUUUUUACAUAAUACAGAUAGGUUGCUAGUUAAAUGUUAAAUAAAAUUUAACAAUAUUUUACUUAUAUUAUAAUUUAUUGUUUCCCUAGAUGAGAAUAUUGAUUAUUCCAUAAAAGAUUCAACACUAUAAGAACGAAACAUUAGGACUCAUGUGAAAAAUAAUAAGCACACAUCAUAAUUAUUAUGUUACUGGUUAAUACUCGUAUUAAGGACGGACAAAAAAACAUUUUUGAUUUAUAAGUUUUCAUUUUUGGUUAUUUUUAAUUUUUGCUCUCUGCCAUAACAUUGGACUCCGUAUAUAUCCGUAAAUCAUAUUUUUGAUUAUAUAUCAUUAGGUAUUUUCGUAAAUAAUUUCAAUUGUAUGAACUGACAUAAUAAUUAAAAAGACAAGUGACAAAAAACAAAACAAAAAUAAAUGCCAUGGAUAUAUUGUAAGGCAUAAAAUUAUAUUUAACAAGAGAAAUAUUGUAUACAUUAAAAUAAUGUAUAGGUUAACCAUAAUUAUGGUUAUAUAUUUAUGUAUUAUAGUUAUUUUAAUUUUAAUAAUGGUGACAUAUGAUUAUUUUAGAAUACGUAAAUCUAUAUAAUAAACUUGUAUUGUUAGCAUAGGUUUAAAUAUAUAUGUAUAUAAUGUGUAGUACAGUGAACAGGGUUUUAAUGGAUAUAUUUUAUGUUUUAUUUAACGAAUCAAUAAUAUUAUGAACCUUGAAAAUAUUUAAUUAUGUGUGUGUAUUAAAAAAAAGCUGUCCUAGGAUAAUAAGGACGGGUGUAGGCACUGUUGGAAAGUUGAGAAGGUAGAACAUAGAAGGGAUACAAAAAGGAAUUUAAUAUAAAUAUAUAUAUAUAUAUAUGUAAGCAACGAUAAACAAUUGCUAACGAGCGAGAGGAGUUAAGUUGAUAGUGAUGCUUUGUCAACAAUGUGACAUAAUAUUGUCAUAUUGUGGUAAAAUAAUUAAAUAGGCAUUAAAUAUUUUCUUUAAUAUUAUUUGUUUAAUAUUGAUCUGAUUUUUCCGUUUUUUUCGGUUUUUCACAUUUGUUGAGAAAACUCCUGGGAUAAUUAAAAUAUUACCUCCUUAAAGUACCUCCCCAGUUAAAUUUCCUUUCAGAAAAAGUACUAUCAUUGUAAAUCGAAGUUAAAUUUCUUGUAGAAAAGUUGUUCACAAAUAAAAAAAAAUUGAAAAAUAAAAUAAACAUCAUUAGCAUUAAACAAUUAGCUUUUUUGCUCUAAUCAGAGUCUAAAAGAACAUAUGUAUUUAUAUUUAGCUAUAUUAUGCCAAAUGCCAUUACUUUUUUUCUGAAAUUCAUAAACGCUAAAUUAUUACGUAUAACUGGACAAAUAAUCCUUAUAAUAUUAUAGGUAUAUCCCGCUUGAUGUCUGUAUACUGUAGAGAAUAUAGAUAUAAUCUGUUAAUAUUGUUGUUAACAUGAUAUUUAACGAGAUACCUACGUUUUUUUUUUUUUAAAUCGUACAGCCUGUCGUCAUGUAGUCAAAUCGUAUCUGCAUAAUAUGAUAUUUACGAAAUUUUUUUUUUCAAGUAAACAAAAUUUAUUACGGCAUUAAUAUUUGUUAAAAAUAAAAAUCAAUUUUAACGGUACUACACAUACCCACGUACAAAAAAUAGGUACCUACUUAUAAUAAUAACAAGAAUAUUAUCAAAUAUUAUAACGUGUGUAGACUUUCUCCUUUCGUUUGAUUAUUAUUAUUUUUUUAAAGAAAAAAAAUUCGUUAUAAUCUUGUAGAUAAUAUAUAUAUUAUAUAUUGGCACCUACCUGUAUAAUAUAAAUACGUAAAACAUCCAUACCCCAAAAAAGUAAAACGCCUUCACAACUGCUUUGCAACAACUAUAAUACUGCUGCUAUUCUAGUUAUUUAUAGCUUUCGAAAUUCUGACAAUUUUUUUUUUUUUUAAUUACGUUCCCAUAACAUUGUAUAUUAUUAUUAUUGUUGUUCUUUGCGAAUUGCUGCAGUCUCAAACUCUCGAUAACACAUUGUGUGCAACCUAACCGUUGCAUAAUUGCAAAGCCUCAACAAAUGUAUAUAGGUAUAUAUUAUAUUAUAGAGGUACAAGUUUUCCAUGGGAUUGUAAUUAUUACAUAGCUAUAUUAUUAUAAUAUAGACGGUUGGCACGAUGAGAGUAUCACUAUUAUAUAUAGCUAUAUACGCAGAUGUUGUAUACCUCCCUACAGACCGGCAAUUAACAUUUUUUUUUUUUUUUUAAAUAUAUUUUAAAAGUUGCGUGACCGUCGAUCAUAAUAAUAAUAUUAUAAAAAGAGAAUGUUCGUAUUAAAAUAAUAUAUAUUAUACUGGUCCAUCGGACAAAAAUGACGUUUAGUAUUAUUAUAAUAAUUUGUAUAGGUCUCCACCCGAAAACCUAAUGCAGAGCGCAUAGAUUUUUGUUUGACAUUACGUGCCGUGGUGGCGUGCUGACUGGGUUUUUGAGGAGCCACGACUGCAUGGAAUUUUGGUAGGUGAGUAAGACGAAACGAAUACCCGUAAUUUUCAAUAGUAAUGCAAUAUUUUGUACUUGAAGAAUAAUCGAUUAUUACUAAGAGUUCGAUUGAGUUCGUUGAAAACGUAAUUUUAGUUCAUAAUAAUAAUAGUCGUAGGUAGGUACCUAUAAAAAUUAGAUAUAGAUUUCGUUAGGUUUCGGUAGAUGUAUUCGAAUAAAAUGAGCUGGGCGUUGUUGGUAUAUCAAAAUCACGGUAAACAUAAUUUAACACGCCAUUAUAAUACUAUCUUAUUCAAUUUUGUUUGUAUAAUAUAUCUUAAUGUAUAAUCCAUAUCUUUGGUACCCAAGGAAAAAGGGCUUAAAUCAAUUUUUUUGGCAUUUUUAGGUUAUUAUAAUUUGGUUUUGUGCAAUAUUUUUAUUUUUACUUUUUGGUCUAAAUUGCAUAAGUGUAUGUAUUUUCAAAAUUUAAUUUGCUUGCAUUGAAAACUUUACAUAAUUAACUUACACCCUUGUUUUCCCCGGACCAACGAUAUAACUUACAAAAUAAUAUGCAUUUUAAGUCUACGACUAUGUAAUUAUAAUAAUAUUCAACCCUGACGGACUUGCGGAAUGUAAAGUUUAUUCUAAACGUUUAUGAUGUUAUAAAAAAAAUACGGACAUAAUAUUUUGCACGUAAGUGCAGCCACUGUUUUAGGUGGAAAGUUAGGAAGGUAGGAUACAGAAGGGAAUUUAAUGUAUAUCUAUACGCAAUGAUUAACCAUUGCUAAUGAAAAAAUGAUUCUGAGCGGAGUUUGGUUGAUAGUGAUGCUUUGUCAAGAAUAUAUAUUAUUAAUAUAUUAUGGUUAAAUAAUUAAAUAGGCAUUAUAUAUUUUCUUUAAUAAUAUUUGUUUAAUAUUGUACCGAUUUUUCCUUUUCUUCUACGGUUUUCUCGGUUUUCCCAUGUUUAUUCCCGAUUUUUCUUAUGUGCUGGGACUACUCUUAUCGAAAAAGUACCCCCUUAAAGUUUCUUUCCAGUCCUAUUUCCUUUCAGUAAAGGUGUUACACUUAAAAUUCGGAGCAAGAUUUCUGGUAGAAAAGUUGCGCAUAGAUAAAACAAAAAAAAUAAACAUCUGUAAAAUUAUAAGCUUCUUCGUUCCACUCAGAAUUUAAAAAAAUAAAACAACAUUUAACUCAAAUAUUAUUGUUUGUUUUUUUUUUUUAAUUUUUAUUAGCUGGUAUAUAUUUUCCGCGAAUAUAAAAUUAUAACUUUUUCUAGGUCACAAUAAGUUCAUUAUAAUAUAGGUAACUAAUUAAAUAUAAUUUUAAAAUUAAAACCUUGGAAUGCCACGGGUUUCAUAAGACACUGCGGUAUAAUAAAUAUGGUACGGUAUAAUAAAAUACAUUAUUACGGUUCUUAUACGUUCAACAUACAUAUUAAAUACUAAAAAAUACACAGAAGUAUACUAGCUAGUAUAUGAAAACCAAAUACAUUGAAUUGCGUACAAAUGUUUAUAAUAAACAGCACGAAAUCGAAGUUUAUUAUUUUGUACAACAACAUAUAAUAUGUUUUCCCGACUUUUUUCCAAUCAGUGGCGUAUUUAAGGGUAAGAUUAAGGAGAUAUGAUUUUCUCAUUUUAAAGGAAACCUAUCCUGAAUCACUAUAAUAUAAAGGAGGUUAAAUACUUAGAUUACCUAAAUAGUAUAUAAACUAAUAAUAAUUACUAACACCGAGUUAUUUGAUUUUAAUGAUCAUUUUAUGAUAGAUUGAAUAAUCAAUAAACCACUUACAAAUACAUAAAUUCAAGAUAUUGAUAUUGAAAUUUUUAUUUUGGCCUAUAGAUUAGAUUAAUACGAUGACAUUUUCAAAUGUAAUAUCUCCUUCUUAGACAAAAUUCUAAAUCUACCGCUAUUUUCCUAACGAUAAAAUUUUAUUUCGUUAAAACGCACUUAAAUUUUGAUAAUGGGGACGGGUACAGCCACUGUUAUAGGUAAUAAGUUGGGAAGGUAGUAGAGGGAAAAUUUAAUGUAUAUUUAUACGCAACGAAAAAACGAUUCUGAGCGGAGUUUGGUUGAUAGUGUUGCUUUGUAAACAAUAUAUAUGUUAUAUUAUGGUAAAAUGAUUGUACAUAUAUGUAUUAUAUAUUUUCUUCAAUAUUUGUAUUUAUUUGCCCGUUUAUCCUAUGUUUUCCCGAUUUUUCAAAUUUAUUGGGGAAACUCUUGAGAAAAUCAAAAAAUGACCUCUUUAAAAUACCUCCCCAGCUCGAUUUCCUUUCAGAAUAAGUGCUGUCAUUGUUAAUGGGAUCAAAAUUGCCGGUAAAAAAGUUGUUUACCGAAAAAAAAAAAUAAACAUUGUUGUAAAACCAAUGCAUUCCUCGCUUCACUUAAAAUCUAAAAUAGUGAGUUAUUGAAACUAGGCAUAUAGUUUCAAAAUUAUUUUUUUUUAUCGGUUAAAGCUAUUAUUAUUAAAUUAAUAUGAAUUAUAAUAUUAUGUAUAGUCACGGUGUGAAUGAAACAUGCAAAAAUUGUGUACACACGCUGUUACGCUCGCAAUUCUUUGUUGCAAUAAGUAGACGAAUAUUAUAUUUUGAACUGUGCAUACAUUUUAUACACGAGUACGUAAAUUAAAGUUGAUUAUUCUCCAGGAGAAAUUAUCGGAUUCGUGUAUAAUUAUAAUAGUUAAUUGCGUGUAUUAUAACGAAUGCAUUUAAUUAUUUAGAGGGCGUUACACACGCAUUUGUUGUUUCCACCUUAUAGUAAAAUUAUGGUUACGCAGACUAUACAGAAGACAGAACUCAUUUAGUGUUGGUUUUAGAUUAAAUGUACUUAUUAUGAAAUUGAUAGAGAAUAAUAUUCCGGGGGGCAUAACGUUGCGGUUUUUUAAAAAAAACAGUUUUCUUUUUUAAGUUUUAGGAAAUUGAAAAACCAUUGAAAAAGUCGUUAUUUAUAAAUGGCGAAUUGACUAGUAUAUUCGGAAAAUAUGGAAAAAAUGCAAUGUAUUGCCCUCCGGAAUAUUGUUUUCUUUUGAUUUUAUAAUAGGUGUUUUUAAUUUAAAAUCAAAAUUAAAUGAGUUCUGUGUAGUCUGCGUAAGCAUGUUUUAAUUAUAUUGUGUGUAAGAGGGAAACAACAAGUGCAUGUGUACCGUCAACAAAUUAAUGUAUCUAUUAUUAGACGUUCAGUAAAUAUUUCGUUCCGCAAAAAUCGAAAGAAUAAAGUUAGAAAAUUCAAUCUUAUAUAAGUACCUACAAGUUUACACUAAUGAUUUAAAUUGGAUGUUUGAAAAAUCACAUACAAUAGAGAGAUUAUCACUACGAGAAUUUGUGCCCUAUAAUUAUUUAUUAGCGCUGACGUGCGGAUAUAUAGCUGCGAAAAAAUACCCAGGCUCUCGAUCGUAUAUUUUAAUGGUCUGGAUAAUGAUGUAUUCCUAGGUACAUUUUUUUCUUUUUAAAUAAAUCCGAUCCCAUAUAGUACCGAUUGGCACACAAGAGAAAGGUGCUUGACGGUAUCGCAGGCGCGCGUAUAGAUGUUUUGAUGAAUUUCACUUCUAGACAAGCGCUGUAAUGCGAUUUAUCAUAAUAUCGGACGUGUGUAAUCAAACUACAAUAAAAGUGUAUUUGUGUGCACCUAUAUGCGUGUGUAUGCAUGUGUGUUUGUGUGUGUGUGUGUGUUUAAUGGAAAAAUAAAAAUACGAUCGUAAAGUGGGGAAAAAAAUAAAUAUGCCUCGGGCAAAUUGAAUGAGAGAGAGACAGUGGCGGCGGCGGCAGCGGUCGCUAAGGUAUUUGCUCACCUUGAAACCACUAUAGAAUAACCAAUUCUUACUCUGCUUCCACACCUUCUUCUGCUUUUCGUGAACAUACAGUAUAAUAUAUAUAUAUAUAUAUAUAUAAUUAUAUAUGUAUAUAAUCGUUAAAUAACAGUUAAACAGACCUUGUUUUGAUCAAACAUAUUUUAUAUAUAUAUAUAUAUAUCUACUACGAGUACUACACUUCGGUAUAUACUACUGCAGGUGGCUGACCGGACGGUUGGCACACCUGUAACACGAAUUAUAUUUUUUUUUAUUGUUCUUUAUGAAGAAAUGUUUAUAUAUAUAUAUAUAUAUACACAUAUAAAUAAACAUAGUUCCGGAAGUCGAGGGGUUACAUGUACAAUAGACAAUUAGACGUCUGGCGGUUUUUCUCAAGCCGUUGAGAAUCCGUAAUCACCCCACCGUCGUCGUUUGAAACAUGGUAUUCAGUUUUUUUCACAUACAGGUGUUUUUUUGCGUUGAAUCCUUAAAAAAUUAAAACUAGUUACCUAUUUGUGUUCAUAGAAGUGGCUAUGUAGAGAUAUAAAAAUGUUAUAUAAUUUUUUUUUUCUAACACAAUGCGUCAAACGUAUAAAUACGUUCUAUUUUAAAUGAUCCUACUAAUGUUAUUAUAAAUGUGAAAGUUUGUGAGGAUGUAUAUAUGUUUGUUAUUUUUUUAUGCCAAAAAUAAUGAACGGAUUAAGCUGAAACUUUACAUAGACGUAGUUCUAGACCAGGGAAUAACAUAUAGGCUACUUUUGUUGCGAAAAUAAAAUUUGAAGUAGAUGAAAUAGAGGAUGAAAGGUUUUUAGGUAUUUUUGGUAUGGAAAUUAAAUUAUUUUUUUGAAUUAUGGAUUACUAUAGUAACAUGGAUGAAAUGAAAAAAAAAAUUCAAAACAAAAAUUAAAUAAUAAAUAGAAAUACAAAUGCCAUUACAACUAUAACAACUGAAAAUAAAGAUUCUAUAUGAUCAUCUACCGGUCUAUUAUUGGCUUGAAAUAGGAUGGGUUACCUUGGUAACAUGGAUGAAAACCUAACCUAAUCUAACACGAAUGAAAAAAUGCAAGACACACUAGAACACUUUUAGUCUGCGGACUAUCCACUUUUCACCUAUUUCAGACUGGACUCUAUUUUAGAGUGGAGCGAAGAAUGUAUUGGUUUUACAAAGAUUUAUUUUUUUAUGUGAACACUUUUUUUACUAGAAAGCUUACUCUGAUGUAUACGAUAUAGCACAUUUUCUGAAAGGACAUUUUUUUGUACUUUAAGAAGUUAACUUUUUGGUUUUCCUGGAAGUUUUCCCAAUGAAAGGGAAAGCGUGUGAAAAAACGGGGAAAUGUAUGAAAUAUAUUAGUAAAAUAUUACGAUUUUUUUUUCUUAUGAACAACUUUUCCUGCAAUUUUGCUCCGAUUUACAAUGAUAGUACUUUUUUUGAAAUGAAAUCGGACUAGAGAACUAACUUUUUGAUUUUCCUAGGAGUUUUCUCAUCAAAUGUGAAAAACACGGAAAAAACGGAAAAAUCCCUACAACAUUAAGCAAAUAUUAUUGAAGAUAAUAUAUACUAUCUAUUUCAUUAUUUUACUAUAAUGUAUUAAUAUGACAUAUAUAUUUUUGGCAUAACAUCACUAUCAACUGAACUCCGCUCAGAAUCGUAUUUUUAGUAAGCAAUGGUUUAUCGUUGCUUACAGAUACAAAUUAAUUUCCCCUCUAUAUCCUACCUUCCCAACUUCUCACCAACAACAGUGGCUAUACCCGUCCCCAUAACUCUAGGACACCUCUUUUUAGUUCAGUAUACUAAUACUGACAAAGCAAAACGGAAAUAAAGGUAAAAAUAAUAAAAAAUUAGUACGGUCAAUACCGGGCGUCAGACAGUUAUAUAUAUAAUAAUAGAAUAUUCAAAAAAUGUUUUCGUUAUUAGAAUACAUCAAUUUUUAAAUUUUAUACCUAUUUUAAUAACGUUAUACGAGUUUAAAAUUGCAUAAAAUAUUAGAUUCUCGUACUCUAGUACUAGAAGAUCUAUGAAUAGUAAUACUAUAUAUGACAUUAUAGUGUAAUGGAUUACGAUCAGACAAAAAAAAAAAAUAGGAUGUACAUAGUACUUAUAUAUAUAUAUAUAUGUAUAUAGUGUGUAUUCUACAAAGAAAAAAGAAGUGUAACGUUUCGAUGUUUUAUCUGAUCAAUGAGGCAUAUCUAAUUUAUUGUGCCGUCCUGAUGUACCUACAUUAUAUAUUUUGGAUUGUACGUGAUCGUGGGGUAUAUUUGUAUAAAGCCGUUUUAAUGAUACGUUUUACGUGGUACCUACCUAUAUAUACAAUAUAUGUAUAUAUAUAUAUGCAUUGUUGUAUGCGAUCAACAUCGUUCAUCGAUUAUUAUUCUUGUCAAUCACAUCGCUGAAAUAAAUCAUCAAAUAUUUAUAUUCGUAUUACCUAUAUUUUACAUCGAAUAAAUCUCACGAAAAUGGCUCGUUGAAUUUUCAAUUUGAAGAAUUCAAAAUAUAUUAAUUUUAACAUGUAUAGUUAGGUAUCUAUAAUAUACCUUCCUACCUGUAUUUAUAUGGGUACUAGGUAGGCACUAUACAAUUGCGGUUACCGUAUAGAUAGAUAGUAUCAUUAAAUUCAAUUCAAUGUUGUUACGAGUUUAUGACCGUUAACAUUUUUCAGUCGUAUAUCGAAAAACACAAUAAUAGUUACACGUCACAGUAGGUAUAAUAUUCAACAGGUGUGCGUCAUGUGUUUCAGACAAGAAAGCUCUACACGCAGCCCUCCUCCGGAUUCAUGGUCGCCUGAAUUCCCUGCGUAUAGUACCGUGUGGAACUAAUGAACUUCCGCUAAAAAUCCUUACGUUCUUUCCGACAAAUCCGUUAUGCACCGUUUCAUUUACACAUAGGUAUACGUUUACCGUAUACAUUUGAGGUUUAUUUUUUAUUUUUCCCAUUGACCGCAGUAUUCGUGAUUUUCGUUAAACGUUUAUAAGAGUUAGGCAAUAUCUUUAAGAGACAAAAUAAUAGUCUUAUUGAAAGAAAAAAAUAAUAAGAAAAAAAUACCGUCAUAAUUAAUGACAAUUUUUUUUUUUAAUGAUUACUAUUUACGAGUAUAAUAAUAAUAAUAAUAAUAAUAAUAUAAAAUCGGGUGUUUUUUUGUUAAGACCGAGCCUAUUUACAACAAAUGUCAAAACUGAUAGAUUUAUGGACACCGGCCAGUAGGUACUAUCGUAAUAUAGUAUAAUAUAUUAUAGUCUUUGAUUUUAUAAUUUGUUUUCCUUUUGAUUUCUUCGGUCAUAUACAAUAUAUGGUUUUUUUUUUUUUUUUUUGUAUAAAACGCGAUGGGUAUUAUACACAAAUAAUAUAGGGAUUAUAUCACGAAUAUUGUAUAAUAAAUGUACGAAAAGUGGGAUUGUAUGGGGUUCGCGCAAUUCGGCAAACCUAUAUAAAAUAAUAGUAUUCUUAACGGAUGUACACAAUUAAAUCGGUCUCGCAACGGUGAUAAUAAGAUACAUAUAAUACGCUAUUCAAUUUUGUAUACACCCGCGGCACGGGCCACUUAUUCCGUUGUAUUUUAUUAGAACCCGUGGCCUGUGACAUAAGAUAAUAUCCCAUAUGCUACACAUUACGCGCCGAAUAGUCGAUCUGUACGCUCGUCCGAACCUCGGCAAUGUGCACUUGCGCCAAUAAUUCUUCGUCUGCGGCCCGUCCCGGCCCGGCCAGAACGACGGUCCGACAAGUGAAACGGCUGAGCCGGGACAGAAAAUCCGUUUCCGACCCGUUGAUCGAAACGUUAUUACCUUACCCGCCUUGUAUACACUCAUAUGAUAAAUAAUUUAUAUAAAUAUACCGUCGUAUAAUAUUAUUUGCUUAGCGGAUUUUGACGUGAAACUGUUUUUCGGCGUUUACAGGGGUUAUAGGACUGACCAAGCCGGUGCCUCCACCAAAACCGGCGAAAAGUCCACAAAACUAUCAACCGCAGCCGACGACGACGACGACGACUUCGACGACAACGACGCCCGGGCCACCGCCGUAUAGGAUGCCUCCGUAUCCGUUAUACAAUGAAUCCACACCGUUGCCCGGGACCAGCAACAAAAUCCACACGCAUUCUAGUAAAUUUCCGGUGAGCUAAACAGUUUAAUAUUAUCUUUGUAAUUUAUUUAGUACGAAAUGUACAGUUUGUUUGUUGUUUUUUUUUUCAUCAUGGGAACACGGUAAUAGACAUGGUACGUGGGAAUCAUUCCCAGGUAUAGUUCGGGGAAAGUUUCCACGCAAUAUAAUAUUAUACUCGUAUUCUUGCGUAUACAUACACAUGAUUGGUGAAAGAUUACAAUAUUACUAUUACGGUACACGAGAAUGUUGACGUGACAAAAAUAUGACGAUUAAUAUGCGAAAUUUCAUUAAAAUUACAUUUUUUUUUUUUUUUUAAUAUUUCUACUAUUAAGGAAUUGAAAAGUAUCAUAACUCUUUAGACAAAGUUUGCGACGUUUGUUUGACAUACAAAUACAAUUUCUGAGAACGUGUUAAAAUAAACCUAUAUGCAGUACAAAUAUAGUAUACACUAAUAAGCUGCAGUAUCUACGCACUUGUUUCGUUAGAAUUCGUUUAAAAGCCUAACAACCAAUUAAACCGUAUUCAAGUUAUCAAGGUUUACAUAAAAAACCAUCACGCCAUAUGAAGAAAAAAAAAAAUCUAAUCUCGUCUAAUUAAAAGAAAAUAUCAUUUAACGUGUAAUUAUAUAUCUCAGAAUAUUAAAUUUAAACGUAAUUAUGUUCUAUAGAUCGAAAGAGAAGUGAUUCUCAGCAAUGUCGACAAGAAUUUAAAAAUACCUAUACUGAACGAGUAUAAAAAAAAACCAAAAUCCGUUGCACCUGAUAUGCCAAAUGUACAAAUCGCGUGGUCUGAGCAAUCUUCAAAUGCAGUAGGUUUACUGUAAUAUUAAUUAAUUGAAAUGGUCCAAAUUAAUUUAAAUUUAAUUUAUACUUAUUUUUGUUUAGAACAAUGUUCCUCAAAACAUUAAUCAAUAUCAUACACCACAUCAUUAUGUUAUGGUAAAAGACAAUGUUCAAAAUCAUCAGUAUGUUUAUAAGGUAUUUAAACAUUUACAAAAAUUUGCCUAUCUACUUAUUAUUAUGUUGUAUAAUAAUUUAUUAAUCAAAAAAUAACAUUAUUACGAUAAUAUUUUAUAGGCUGAACCUAUAAAGCCUUUGGAUCCCCCAACAGAAUUAUCGCCAAUAUUUAGAGAUGAUUCUAAUGGAUUUCCACAGUGAGAUUUUAAUUUUUAAUUUUUUUAUAAAAAUAUUACACUGUUUAUUUUGUCAGGUAAAAACUUUGACAUUUUUUUUUUUAGACGUGCUGAGACUUACGGAGCUGGACCAUCACAUUCCACGCCUGAAGACCCAAAUAAUUCCAAAAAAUUUUCAUCUCGUAUUAAAGAUAUGAUAACGACUAGAUUCACAAAAUCUAAAAAUGACCAAGUACCAGAGACAAGUUUGAACAAUGCAGAAAAUCCCACACCGACCCCUGUAAAAUUAGAUGACCCAACAUUGAGUCCGCACAGCCAACUAAUCCAACAUGGUGUGUAUUUAGCAGUAAAUAAUCAAAUGCAAAAUUUAGCACUCAAUGUGCCCAACCAAAAUGUUUACCAAACACCAGAACAAUGUAGGGCAAAUCCCGGUCCGUCAAGAACAUAUGAUAGGCCCCAUACAAUACAAACUAACAGGGUGAUUGACAUGAGAAAAUCAGAGCCUCUGAGUUACAGUGAUGCGCACAGAACAAAUUAUGAAGUCAGAGUACAAUCUAACUACGGACAAAUCAAUCAAAGUCCAUUAUAUGUAAAAAAGCGACUUCCAGCUCCCACACAACCACAAGAAUGUUUUAAAACACCGUUGCCGGUUAAGGGUCAAGAGACGAUAGCGCCUUUCCCGAGAUCAAAAUCCAACGAUAAUCUUGUCGAGACAAAUAUCCAAACCAAUGUGCAAUAUUCAAGUGAUAGAUACCUUGGUCGAAAAAUUUGUAAACGCGAUGAUUUUAAAUCUCAACCGAGUUCUUUGGAUGACGUUGAUAAACUCGAAGAACAAAGAGCUGCUAGUGGCCCAAUAAGCGGGGCUAGCUCAGACGGACGAUUGGGGAGUGGUGGUCAAUCGGAUUCUGGACGAGGUAGUACUGUUUACAGCAGUGGUAAAGCUCAGAAUUCUACAACUAGUCCCGAAUCGUCAUCUGAAAUACAAACAAACCAAGGUGUGUAAAUUAUAUUGUUUUCUAUACAAUAUUAUUUGUGCUGACGAUAAAUUUUUAUUUAAUUUGUUAAGUAUGAUUACAAAUUUCUCUAUUUAAAAGCCUAUAAAAAGUCUUUUGUGGAAAAUUGUAAAAGUUAGUUCAUUGUUUUAUAGGAAAAAAAGGUCAAAGUGAAUGGAUGGACUAUGUAGAUACCGAGUUACGACAAAUUCUCGAUCCAUCCAAAGUCAGUGUGCCAUCAACUUUAAGUGACAGCGUAUCUUCAGUAACUCCACCUUUACCGCCGUUAUCUCCCGAUGGAUCAUCUGAUGAUAUGCAAACACCCGCUCAUAAACAGUAAGAUUUUUGAACAUUAUAUUUUAACAACGAAUUCAAGGUUUGUAUAUAAAUUAGUAUUUAUUUACAGUAGAACUGAGUAUUCAGUAAAAUCUAGAGGCCAAGCAUCAAAUCAACGAACCACGUGGUCAAACAGAACACCAAAGGAAAAAUCACAUAGGCAAACCAAUUCUACUAAAAGACCAGACUUAAAAAGAAUACUUCUGUGUAAGUAUAAUUAAAAAAAUAAAAAUAAAAAUAAAUAAAUCAAUUAAGUUGUAACUUUAACAAAAAAAGAAACUCAUAUUUAUAAUGUGUGAAUUCAGCAAGCAGUGUUGGUGACAUGGACUCCAUGUUUGACGAAGAAGCAAGUAGUGACGAUGAAACCGUCAACAGUGAUGUCCGUACAAUAAGGAAACAGCUGGAAGGAUUAGAAACCAUGUAUUCUGAGGUUUGUAAUUGAUAUUUAUUUUUCACCCCAAUUGUCGUUUUAACCAUUAUCCACGUGUACAGGUACUCAAAUUACUUGGAGUUCGGAAAUCUGGGGGCGGGCCUAGAUAUCAACCGUCAGAUCCUAGAGUUCACCGGCGACGAAUGUAUGGCAGUAUGUCUUCAAUUCCGUCGUCUGUUAGCAGUAGACCUUAUCGCGAGAGACACCGAAGGUCAACGGACGACAGAAAAAAAUCUGUCAAAGACAUUAAAGUAAGUUUUAAGUAUUAAAUUUCAAAAAAAAAGAACAUACUUCGCACGUGGGUGUAGCCACUGUUGUAGGUGAGAAGUUGGGAAGUAAUAGAGACAUUUAAUGUAUAUCUGUAAGCAACGAUAAACCAUUGUUAACGAAAAAAUGAUUCUGAGCGGAGUUCGGUUGAUAGUGUUUCUUUGUCAACAGUAUAUAUGUCAUACUGUGAUAAAAUAAUUAAAUAGGCAUUAAAUAUUUUCUGUAACAAUAUUUGAUUAAUAUUGUACCGAUUUUCCCAUUUAUUGAAAAAUCUCCGAAAAAAUCAAAAAUGACCUCCUUAAAGUAUCUUCAUGAUCCGAUUUCACUCAGAAAAAGUGCUUCACUUAAAAAUAAAUACUUAAUAAUUUCGAAACUUAAUCCUUUUAAUUCUGACUUCACCGUCGUUAUUAAAUCGGCAAUAUGCAUAUUUUCAAAAAAAAAAAAAUUUAAUUUGUUCAACAUAUUUUUUUACUCAAAUGAUUUUCGUGAAAAAUUGAUAUUAAAAUUCUUUUAAAAAAAAAAAAUACUAAUUAAACUCAGACAUUACUCAGUACCUACCGAAUAAAAAUUACGUACAAACUCAUAAAAUUCAAAUGGCUAUAAAUAGCUUAAGAAUAGUUUAAAAUUGUUGUAAAUUGUACCUCGUCUAAAAAAAGUAUUUACUUUUUUUAAUAUAAAUAUAAGUUUACUGUUCAAAUUUCAUGUCUAUAACGUCGAUACGAAUAUUUUUAACUGAAUUUUAACAAAAAUAUUAAACAUUUUAUACAUAUCUUUAAAAUGGCUCAAAUGUUUUGAAAAUUUACCGGAAGAAUCAAAAAAUUACCUCCCUAUAGUACCACUCUAAGAAAACUCAGAAGAGGGUCUACACCAAAUACAUCGGAAGAAGAUUUCUGGUAGAAUUUGUGUACACAGUAUAAAAAAAAUAAACAUCUUUAUAAAACCAAUACAUUCUUCUCUACACUCAGAAUCUAAAAUAUAAAAUUCACUAUACUUUAAUUAAUCUUCAUAUACGAUUCCCACACCCGAUGUAAGAAAAAAGAAAAGAAUAAUGUAUUAUUUAAUUAUUUUUAACUACCUACAUAUACGUAUUCAGUCUCAAACAAUAUUUUUUUGACAUUGUUUACAUUAACAGUAUUGAAAUAAUAAUAAUUUUUUUUCAAGUAUUUAGGUAAUAAUUUUUAUUUUUAUAAAUUAAUUAAAAUAUGUGAUACUUUGCUUUACCUAAACAAAUAUUUAAAUAUUUAAGAAUAUAUAAUAUAUAUUUUUACAGGGAAUUAAUAAACGUUUUCAACGUCUGGAAUCUCAUGUAGUCACCCUAGCGAGAAGUGUAGCACACCUUUCAUCAGAAAUGAGGACUCAACACCUAAUGAUUCAAGAGAUGGAAGUUAUUCGAAAUGAACUUUCCGCAUUGAGAACACAGACGAAUAUGUUGUCCAUACGUUCACAUUCAGUUCCCCGGGUCCUCCAAUCACUCUGUGCGGAACAGACCAACUCGAGCCCGAAUAAAGUGAAGAAGUUGACCAAAUUUUUUGGUGAUGAGCCACCACUUUUAAGACUGUUCCUCAAGAAAUUAGGCUAUGAGGUAAUGAUAUUCAAACUUUACUUUUAUGAUAAAAAUAACUAUAAGAACACUAUUUUUAGAAUAAAAAUAACUAUAUGAACACAUUUUUUAGAUGUGAAUCAAACAUACUUACUUACAUGACAUUUCGUUGCUUUUUUUUCAGAAAUAUGCCGCGGCAUUCGAGAAAGAGAAAAUCGGUUUGGUAGAAUUACCGUAUAUGAGUGAGGAAAGAAUGCACAAAAUCGGAAUACCGAUGGGCCCGAGGUUGAGAAUAAUGCAGGAAGCACAAUUAGGUUUCCCUGGAAUGCAUGAGAAUACAUUAGCCAUCGUGUGAAUAUUGUUCGCGGCACGACUGAAUGUUGGCCGAUUAAAAAAAUAUAAUUUAUGUUAUGCCAUUAAGUGUUACGUGUAAAUAAAAUCUUAUCAAUAAAUGUUUUUAAAAUAAAUAUAAAUAUAUUGAAUAAGUAUUGUUUAAUAGUUUUCGUUUUUAUUACAUCCCUUAUCAGUUACACAUACUUUUUCCAAUUUAUAAAAAUGUAUA
Messenger RNA from Cinara cedri, 17765 nucleotides. The record is from the annotation of a GenBank genome assembly. Lineage: Eukaryota; Metazoa; Arthropoda; Insecta; Hemiptera; Aphididae.